CGCUGGAUACUCGACGACGUUUUUUAUUUACGAAAAAUUGGCAUAGUGUACCAUCGGCUUAACUAUCAUCAGGGAUCACAAUGAACACUCUCGCUGAAAUUAUUCUACAUAUUGAGUAAUGUUUUACCGAUUUCUGUUCACGUUUCAACGAAAUAAAGUGUUUACUGUUUAUUACGAAUCGUAUCGAUCUCGCGGUCGGAUCUUGCUUCCUAUCUUUGUAUAUAUCAUACUACAAUAGCUAAUUCAAUUACAUCAAUGUCCAACGACGAAGAAAAGAUAUCUCCCUCCGGAAACGGUGCUGCAGUUCCAGCUGAAACCUGUUCCAAGCUGAAAGUUCUCGCCUUGCACGGGUACCGGCAGAAUGGGGAUGCUCUGAAAUCCAAACUAGGCUCGUUCCGGAAAUUUAUCAACAAAUACGCCGAGUUGGUAUUCGUGACAGCGCCACAUGUUGCACCCCCGCUGGCCGAUUGCAAACCCGAAACGGAACCAGAUCCGACACAGCGCAGUUGGUGGUUCAACAAGGAUGACGGUACGUUCAAGGGCACCAACAGAAGUGGACCGGCGAUCGGAUUCGAAGAAAGUCUCAAGCUAGUAGAAAAAACAUGGAAGGAGGAACAGUGCAAUGGCCUGCUGGGAUUUUCGCAGGGUGCCUGUUUUGCGGGGCUGUUGUGCGAUUUAAGCGCACGAGGGAUGACUUCGAUCAAACCUGAAUUCGCGAUACUCUCUUCAGGGUUUCGCUCCGGCAGUUUGGUUCAUUUGAACUUCUACGAAAAUAAGGUCCAAAUCCCGUCCUUGCAUAUAUUUGGGGAAACUGAUGAGAUUAUACCUAGAGGAAUGAGUAUAGCUUUGGCGGAAACGUUCGUAGAUCCGCAAAUGCUUGUACACCCGGGUGGACACUUUUUCCCAGCUCAAGCAUCCCAAAAGCAAAUCUACGUGGAAUUUUUCCGUGAACGUUUACAGUACCACUUGGAAGCGAAAGAAAUCGAGAAUGCGACAGUCGAGAAUAGUUUAAUGCUGGAUGGGGAUAAUACUGCGCAAGUGACUUGCAACGACGACGAUGACUCGGAUUAGCAUGGCUCAUUAGUUUUUCCCAAUCGAGCAUAAUUUAUGUUUAUUAAAUUCACAAUUUAAUUACAAAAGUAAAAAAUUAAAAAUACACAAAACGUCUAACGACUGCUGAAA
Molecule: messenger RNA, 1182 nt
Organism: Topomyia yanbarensis
Lineage: Eukaryota; Metazoa; Arthropoda; Insecta; Diptera; Culicidae
Product: esterase AAEL000016
Exons: 2
Coding region: 256-1071 (271 amino acids)
Biological process (GO): response to retinoic acid
Cellular component (GO): nucleus; cytoplasm
Source: RefSeq, a predicted model, not a curated record